AUGUCCAUCAGCGCCCUUAGGGCAAUGGGCAAGCUAAAUUAUCAAUACUCGCAGGGUAUGAAGUCGGUAAAAGAGCUUAAGCUAGCCACGGACCAUUCGACUCCCCAAAAGAUGCCCAAAAUCAAGCAUACAUACCACGACGACCUUGAAUCGAUGUUUUACGUUUUUGCCUGGAUUGGCAUAAUGUUCAAGGGACCUAUGGGUGAAGAGCGCUGCCUUGAGGAUGUCGUGGACCAUGAUCCUGACAAAAUGGAGAUGUGGCUACCAGAGCGAUGGCAUGGUACGCCGGAAGAAGUCACUCAAAAAGCCGAAGCGAAGCACUAUUUUUUCCUUGGAGAUUCGAUGAAACAGUGCAUCGGAGAACAAUUCGCCCCCUAUUUCCAAAAGCUCGUUCCUCUAGCAGAGGAGUGGUAUGACCUCAUGAGUGAGAAGAGGAUGAAGGUCGAGUUUGACGAAGUGGUCUCAUUAUUCGACAAGCACAUCAACGCGCUUCCGGACGAAGAGGACUCUGAUGAGUUGUUGAAGAAGGCCAAGAGGUUGGGUGAUGGGAAGGAGGGGAAGAAUGACAUUACUCCCGCUCCGUCGAAGCGAACUAAAGUUGAAGUGAGCUUGUAA
Molecule: messenger RNA, 615 nt
Organism: Suillus fuscotomentosus
Lineage: Eukaryota; Fungi; Basidiomycota; Agaricomycetes; Boletales; Suillaceae
Exons: 1
Coding region: 1-615 (204 amino acids)
Source: RefSeq, a predicted model, not a curated record